Messenger RNA from Insectozyma verbasci, 756 nucleotides. NCBI's taxonomy places the organism in Eukaryota, Fungi, Ascomycota, Pichiomycetes, Serinales, Debaryomycetaceae. The record is from the annotation of a GenBank genome assembly.
AUGUUUAAAUUAUCAAUAAAUAGAGCUACAAGAUUAGCUAUAAGAUCUUAUUCAACAACAACACGUACGCCGACAGCUUUUAGAAGAUCAACAAGCUCUACUAAAUCAAGUGUUAUACCCAAGACUGAAGAAUCAAAAGAAGAAGCAACAUCAACCACACCAAAAUAUGCGUUUCAUGACGCGCCAAAAGAUUUAAUUAUUGAUAAUUCAAACUCAAAUCAGAUAAAUUGGUCAGAUUCAUUUCAUGGUUUAGGUUCACAACCAUUUUCAAAAGAAAUUUGUGAUGUUUUAUUAAAUGAAAUUGAUGAAAAAGAUGUUGAAUGUAAACCAGAUGGUUUAAUAUAUUUACCUGAAAUUAAAUAUAGAAGAAUAUUAAAUAAAGCAUUUGGUCCUGGUGGUUGGGGAUUAGUUCCAAGAACAGAAAGUUAUAUAACAAAUUCACAAAUUAGUAGAGAAUAUGGUUUAAUAUGUCAUGGUAGAUUAGUUUCAAUAGCAAGAGGUGAACAAGAUUUCUUUGGUGGUGAAGAAAAAAUUACUACUGCAUUAGAAGGUUGUAAAAGUAAUGCAUUAAUGAGAUGUUGUAAAGAUUUAGGAAUUGCAAGUGAAUUAUGGGAUCCAACAUUUAUUAGAAGCUUUAAAACUAGAAAUUGUGAAGAAUAUUUUGCACAACAUGCAACAACUGGUGCAAAGAAGAAAUUUUGGAGAUUAAAAUCAAAUAAGAAAAUUGACUAUCCAUGGAAAGAAAUAAAGAAAUAA